AUGGACGAUUUAACGGUGAAAUUAACGGAUUAUGCUUUGUCACGUGAUCUUUUCCCACAAGAUUAUGAUUGUCUUCCAAUGGAUCCUCCGAAUGAAAAGCGUCCACUUAAAUUUAUGGCCAUCGAAUCAAUUACUGAUCGACGUUAUUCAACAGCUUCAGACGUCUGGUCAUAUGGUGUACUUCUUUGGGAAUUGAUGAGUCGCGGAGCACAACCCUUUGCCGAUAUUGAAUCAUGUAGUUUAGCAACAAAUUUACAAAAUAAUCAUCGUCUCGUACAACCAAUGAGCUGUCCUGAUUCUUUAUUCAAAUUAAUGAGUGCAUGUUGGAUAAUUUCAAUUGAUCAACGUCCGUCAAUGACUUCACUUGUUCAUAUGUUAAUAGAAUUUUAUGAGCAGCUAGCUCGUUUCAUUUAA
Rotaria socialis is the source of this 414-nucleotide messenger RNA. Lineage: Eukaryota; Metazoa; Rotifera; Eurotatoria; Philodinida; Philodinidae. The record is from the annotation of a GenBank genome assembly.